Molecule: messenger RNA, 2637 nt
Organism: Durotheca rogersii
Lineage: Eukaryota; Fungi; Ascomycota; Sordariomycetes; Xylariales; Xylariaceae
Product: TIP-1 family-domain-containing protein
Exons: 4
Coding region: 118-2487 (789 amino acids)
Biological process (GO): endoplasmic reticulum to Golgi vesicle-mediated transport; regulation of ER to Golgi vesicle-mediated transport; retrograde vesicle-mediated transport, Golgi to endoplasmic reticulum
Cellular component (GO): Dsl1/NZR complex
Source: RefSeq, a predicted model, not a curated record
GCAACCCAACUUGAGGACAGCUUUGGAUCCCUACCAUGAAACUUUUAUUUUGCGACAUCGCAUCGCAGAUGAUAUAACCAACCCAACGCCUGGCCUUCUAUAAGACCACCGACAAUCAUGGCUGCGGCUGCGUCGGCGCAUUCCUACUCUGCCGAACUAGAUAUUCGGGUAGAGGACUACCUCGACGACAAGCUUCAGUCCUCAACCGACUUCGACAGUCUCGACAGUUUGCUGGCCAGCGUCGAAGUCCAGCGCAGCCAGCUACAAGCCCAACUCGAAGAUGCCGCCAGGGCGCUCGAACAUGCUCGGAACGCCGCCCAAGAUCGGCAGGGAGGGAUUUUGCAGUCGAUAACGGAGUUUCGGCGGCUCCAGGAGAGCAUCGACGCGCGCAUGAGGAUCGUCGUCGAGUCGAAUGCCCCCGAGGAAGCUGCUCGACGCCUCGAACGGCCGAUGAAACAGCUCCACAAGGUCGAACUCGCCCAUAACUACGUCUCGCUGUUACGCGACGUCGAAAGCCUGAGGCUGGAGGCGCGGUCCCACCUACCGCAGAGCCCGAAAGCCGCGCUGCAGCCCUACUCGAAGCUCAAGCAGCUCGGCAUCCGAUUAAGGGACCUACAGGGCGCAGCCGACGGAGCCGCUACACAUCUGGUGAAUUAUGUCGAGAGCACCGUCGAGAACCUCUGGGACGAGAUGAAGAAUACCAUGUCGAAGGAAUUGGAGAAUAUACUGAAAGUUCGCAACUGGCCCCAAGCCGUUAACGCAGACACCGAGAUGGACGACGAGUGGCUGCAAGGGUUCGAGAAGCUAGUCGACCUCCAAGUGCCCGAGGUCCUCUACUCAGACGCCGUGGUUACGCUACUCCCUUUCGAAGUCAUGGCGAAACCAUUCGUUCAAUGGUUCCGGUUCCAAUUCAUGGGAGACAACACGACCAGCACUCCCCAAUCCUUCAGCACCUUCUGCAUCCCCCAGUUCCUGUCGCUCGUUGAUAAAUGGGAGGGCUUCUUCCGGGACAACGUCGGCUAUAUUCUAGCGUCACGGUUUCACGACACGAAAGUGCGGGAGGUCUCGGUGUACGUGGACCCGGCCUGCUCACUGAUCGUGACGCUGCUGCCCGUGAUGAGGGAGAAGAUCAAUGCCAUGGUCCAGCACGGACUCCAGAAUCCGCAAUUCCUUAGCAGCCUGAUAGUACAACUCAUGGAUCUUGACGACGAGAUACGCUCGAGAUUCAACUACGACGGCGGCGACCCGGAAAAGGGCUGGGCCGGGUUGACUUCUGAGGUUUUAGAGAAGCAUUUUGAGGAUUGGUUCAAGGUAGAGAGAGAAUUUGCCUUGGAACGCUACCAUGCCAUUAUGGACGCGCCGGAUGCGCGGAAUAUCGACUAUGAUCAUAGCGUCAGUGGCAAGAUGAAGCCGACGCUCGGUGCCGUGAGGGUAGUAGACUUGCUGAAGUCCGUUACGUCCCAAUACGUGCGGGUCCGCAGGUUCUCCUUUAGGCUCCGAUUCCUCAUCAACAUCCAGCUCGACAUAUUGGACGAAUACCACGAUCGCUUUAAAGAUUCUCUCGACGCAUAUUACACAAUUACUUCAACCUUGGGCCGCACCAUUCACGGAAUGACGAAGGAGCAGUCUGCAGCUCUUGCGGGCACCGGAGCCCUCGAGACACUGUGUAGGGUACUAGGCAGCUCUGACUAUAUAAUCGCUGCUUUGAAGGAUUGGAGCAAUGAGGAGUUCUUUAUUACCAUGUGGGAAGAGCUCCAGACGAGAGCCAAGCGGACUGAUAGCGCGGGCAAUGUCGCUACUGGGAUGAGUUACGACCAAGUAAAAGAUAGAACCUCGAUAGUGGUAGGCUCUGACGGCGACGGCGGUAUCUUGUUCGAUGAAACAAUCGUAGCGCUUUCCCGUCGCCGGCAGACUGCUCAGGAAUAUCUCGCCACAGCACUGGUAGAUUCUCACCACAAGGCGUUCCGCUCUUACCUAGCGAAGGCUCAAUGGACCACCAUCAGCAAUGAUUCUCACGUCGAAGCCUCUCAACUGUCCGUCACCCCCGAGCUGGACGAACCAUUAGCAAUACUCGAGCGGAACCUCACCUUCCUUGCCUCAACCCUGAGCACCGCCGUAUACCGUCGCGUGUGGCGGGAGGCCCUCGAAAAGCUUCAGGACGCUCUCUGGACCCACGUCCUCCUGGCGCAGAGUUUUACCGCCCUGGGCGCCGCUCAGUUCGAUAGAGACCUCGACGCGAUCUCCUCCCUCGUAGACCGCCAUCUUCCCGACGGGUCUACGGCUAUCGGCGCGCUACGAGACGGCUCGCGGCUGCUGAACCUGCCGGCAGAGGCUAGUGACGGAGCCGUGUCGCUCCGGCAGGCGAGCGAUCGCGUUUUCACGGACAACGCGGAGGCCAAGAAGCUGCUGGCCGAGCUGGGCCUAGAAUCUCUGACGCCGGCGAACGCGAGGAAGAUUUUACAGAGACGGGUCGAAAAUAGCGAAUAGAGAAAAAGAAUUGCGACCCGUUACCGGGGUCCCGUACUGAUAUAUUAUUGUGCUCCUUCCAGCCCCUUGGAUGGCGCACUACAUCCCGCAUUGUUGAAUAUAGCGCCCUAGUAAAACUAUGGCGGCAGACUUCUCGGAUCUGCAAGCAUC